GAAAGGAAAUGAGUCGGGGGUCAGAGGGGUCUGGGAGAAAGGCGAGGGCCUGGGAGGAGAGCAGCCAGGAUGGGAGGCACAGCUCGCUAGCCGCCCGUCGCUCGCCCCCGCCUUCCCUUUUGCGCAGAAUCCUCCCCUUGGCUGCAGCAGUGCGCUGCCCCCACUGGCCGCGCGCGAUGAUGGAUAGCAGGCUGCGUCAGAAUCCUCCCGGCGUAUAAAUAGAGGUGGCCGGCCGGAGCCGAGCCGCACACAGCCAUCCAUCCUCCCCUCUCCCUCUUCUCCCGGUCCUUCCUUCUCUCUAGGCCCCUCAUCCCCGCAGCCGGCCGGAGGGGCGCCGCGGCCGCCAGCAUGAGUUCGUUCAGCUACGAGCCGUACUACUCGACUUCCUACAAGCGGCGCUACGUGGAGACGCCCCGGGUGCACAUCUCCAGCGUGCGCAGCGGCUACAGCUCCGCGCGCUCCGCGUACUCCAGCUACUCGGCGCCCGUGUCCUCCUCGCUGUCCGUGCGCCGCAGCUACUCCUCCAGCUCCGGCUCCUUGAUGCCCAGCCUGGAGAACCUCGACCUCAGCCAGGUAGCCGCCAUCAGCAACGACCUCAAGUCCAUCCGCACGCAGGAGAAGGCGCAGCUCCAGGACCUCAACGAUCGCUUCGCCAGCUUCAUCGAGCGCGUGCACGAGCUGGAACAGCAGAACAAGGUCCUGGAAGCCGAGCUGCUGGUGCUGCGCCAGAAGCACUCGGAACCGUCCCGCUUCCGCGCCCUCUACGAGCAGGAGAUCCGCGACCUGCGGCUGGCGGCCGAGGACGCCACCAACGAGAAGCAGGCGCUGCAGGGCGAGCGCGAGGGGCUGGAGGACACACUGCGCAACCUGCAGGCGCGCUACGAGGAGGAGGUGCUGAGCCGCGAGGACGCCGAGGGCCGGCUGAUGGAAGCGCGCAAAGGCGCCGAUGAGGCCGCGCUCGCCCGCGCCGAGCUGGAGAAGCGCAUCGACAGCCUGAUGGACGAGAUCGCCUUCCUGAAGAAAGUGCACGAAGAGGAGAUCGCCGAGCUGCAGGCUCAGAUCCAGUACGCGCAGAUCUCCGUGGAGAUGGACGUGUCCUCCAAGCCCGACCUCUCCGCCGCGCUCAAGGACAUCCGCGCUCAGUACGAGAAGCUGGCCGCCAAGAACAUGCAGAACGCCGAAGAGUGGUUCAAGAGCCGCUUCACCGUGCUCACCGAGAGCGCAGCCAAAAACACCGACGCCGUGCGCGCCGCCAAGGACGAGGUGUCCGAGAGCCGCCGCCUGCUCAAGGCCAAGACCCUGGAGAUCGAAGCUUGCCGGGGGAUGAACGAAGCGCUGGAGAAGCAGCUGCAGGAACUGGAAGACAAGCAGAACGCCGACAUCAGUGCCAUGCAGGAUACAAUCAACAAAUUGGAAAAUGAAUUGAGAACCACGAAGAGUGAAAUGGCCCGGUACCUAAAGGAAUACCAAGAUCUCCUCAACGUGAAGAUGGCCCUGGAUAUUGAGAUCGCAGCUUACAGGAAACUCUUGGAAGGUGAGGAGACCCGGCUCAGCUUUACCAGCGUGGGCAGCAUAACCAGUGGCUACUCCCAGAGCUCCCAGGUGUUUGGCCGAUCUGCCUACAGUGGCCUGCAGAGCAGCUCCUACCUGAUGUCUGCCCGCUCCUUCCCUGCUUACUACACUAGCCAUGUCCAGGAAGAGCAGAUCGAGGUGGAGGAGACCAUUGAGGCUGCCAAAGUGGAGGAGGCCAAGGACGAGCCCCCCUCUGAAGGGGAGGCAGAAGAGGAAGAGAAGGAGAAAGAGGAGGGGGAGGAAGAAGAGGGAGCUGAGGAGGAAGAAGCUGCCAAGGAUGAAUCUGAAGAUGCAAAAGAAGAGGAAGGAGGUGGAGGCGAAGAUGGAGAGGAAACCAAAGAAUCUGAAGAGGACGAGAAGAAAGAUGAAGGUGCUGGGGAGGAACAAGCGACUAAGAAGAAAGAUUGAGCUCCCAUGUCUUUAAUUAUUCCAGGAAUCCCCCCCCCCCCUCCCAGAUAAGGUCAACCUCAUCACCAACCAACCAGUUGAGUUCCAGAUCCUACAUGAAUUAAGAAGUCAAUAUAUGUAUAAUUCUGAGGUGACUUAGGUUGGACAUUCAAUGUUGUGCUAUGAAUUUUCUCCUUAUGCAGAGUAUCCGUUUGCUUGCACAGUGGCUUCCUGGCUGCUGCCAACCUAUGCAUGGUCCAUGCUUAUGAGUUCAGGAUCUAUGGCAAUGUGAAUCAGCCAGAUGUUUACACUAAAACACACACACGACACAAAUAAGUGAAUUCACUGAUGCUCAUGUUCAACUUCAUGAAAAAUAGUCUUUUGAAUCUGUGGUGGUUAGAAAUUAAAGACCUCGAGUUAUGUGCAAUAAAUAGUAAAUAAAGUUACACUGAAUGAUA
This is a messenger RNA of Nannospalax galili (Upper Galilee mountains blind mole rat), 2417 nucleotides long. It is a transcript of the gene Nefl, whose product is annotated as neurofilament light. The record is from RefSeq and is a predicted model, not a curated record. The coding region runs from base 349 to 1980 and encodes 543 amino acids. Gene Ontology annotation, molecular function: structural constituent of postsynaptic intermediate filament cytoskeleton. The transcript is spliced from 4 exons. Gene Ontology annotation, biological process: neurofilament bundle assembly. Lineage: Eukaryota; Metazoa; Chordata; Mammalia; Rodentia; Spalacidae. Gene Ontology annotation, cellular component: axon; cytoplasm; postsynaptic intermediate filament cytoskeleton.